This is a messenger RNA of Haliotis rubra (blacklip abalone), 2841 nucleotides long. RefSeq lists its product as uncharacterized. NCBI's taxonomy places the organism in Eukaryota, Metazoa, Mollusca, Gastropoda, Lepetellida, Haliotidae. The record is from RefSeq and is a predicted model, not a curated record. The transcript has 19 exons. Gene Ontology annotation, biological process: lysosome localization; organelle organization; protein localization to membrane. Gene Ontology annotation, cellular component: lysosomal membrane; BLOC-2 complex. Bases 48 to 2402 code for a protein of 784 amino acids.
GUUACGUCCCUUUUAAUAACAGAAACAUUUCCUCAAGUCAACUGCAUAUGUGCCUAUACUGCAGAAUUCAGCGCAGGAGGCAGGGUGGCCUAAGAGGAACCAACAUCUGCCUAUCCACCUAUCUGAAUGACAUGACUUUUGACUGCAGAUUACUGACAAAUCUCUUCCCUGUUUACAGAAACGAGGUAUUUGAAGAUGUGGUCAAGCGCUGUACAUAUGGUCAACUUGGACAGAUGUGGCUACUUCCUGGUCAUCUUUUUCUCACAACCAAAUCCAGAUUGAAAGUGUUCAGCUUUGACUUCAUCCCUGCCAGUAGACAACAGAUUUCUGACACUGGUCCACUAGGGUUCUACUACCAGUCCAUGCCGUCCCCCAUCCUGGAGGUGCUGGACCCUGCCAUCUAUCCCAACACAGUCUUUGUGGUGCAGAGAAGCGGCCAUGUGCAGUGCUGGAAGUUUGAUGAGGAGUACACAUGGUCAGUCUAUGCUGAGUUUGAUGUCUGCAACGCCACAGCUGGUGCGGAGGUGGUCAGUGUGUGCAUGGACCCCGCACACAAGUGCAUCUACUGGUGUGAGAGGAGGGCGGCCACGGAUUCUGCUACAUACUGUGUCUGCAAAAGGACUCUGCCAGAUGACUUGGCAAAGGUGAAGAGUAAAGACAUUGGCCCUGUGCAUGCCCUGGUACACAACUGUCCACCCAGCGACGUCUAUGUCAUCACAAAUAACAUUCUCAUAUCAUCCAGGCCAGUUGAUGGGUCUGUCCAUUUUAUUUUAUGGCUGAGUAUCAACAAGCAGAGUGUCACAAUGUUUGUUGCUGGAGAGAAACUAGAAACAGAUUUAUCUCCCCUUCCAUCAGUGGAUUUCAGGACAGUUCUUGUACAGUGUCUGCCUGUCAUUGCGAAGACUGGUCAGUACAGCGGCAGGGUGUAUGUCCAGCUGGACCCACAGAGAGGUCAGAUGGUCGCACUGCAGGAGGAUGGGAAGCUGUACAGAUACCACACUGUGGAUGACAACAGCGAUGUGGUCACCUGCACAAUGACCCAGUUCCCAGACCUGUCAGAUGUGGAGCUGGAGGCAGACAACUGGUUCCUCACACAGACUGUCUUUGGUAUUAGAACUGGCAGCAAACUCAGGUUGUUUAACGCCAGGCUAGGUUUGCCGCUGCGCGAUGUGACCUCACCAGACAGCGGAGAGAUUCUGGGAGUCAGUGUGUCUCAUAUCCCCACUGUCAUGGUGGGAUUCUUUACCCAACACGACAUAUACAUUGUACAGAAGAAUUCUGCAAAAGGUGACAGUCUGAGUAUGAUGUCCGCACCUGCAGGGAGGACGUUCCAGACAGACAGUCUACAGGUUGCCUACCUGAGUCAGGAGAAGCAACAGGACCAGUCAGCCCAUGUUGUCAAAAGGAUAUCACACCUACACAGGAGGUGGAAAGGGGAUCAAGUGAAGCAGCCAAGGUCAAGGUUGUCUCAACUUGUAGAUCCCUACAUGGCAGAGUUCUGGAGGUUAGAGGAGCUUGUUGGCAGUUUAGCAGAUAGGUCCAAGCUUCCAGUCAACACUGAGGCAACAACAGUGGAGGAGGAGGUCAGGAACAUUCUCUUCAACAAGAGUUCUCUCCCUUUGGAUGUGCAGCAAGCCCAGAUCCUGUGGCUAUGUGAGAAAUACCCAGAUGUGAUGCUUCAGGUUCUCACUGGUGACCUACAGUAUGAGACAGAUGACCUUGCCACAGACCAGGCUGACCGCUGGCAGCGGCUACUGGGUCUGGAGGCUGACACCACUCCGUCAGGGGAUACAACUCUCCUGUUGUUUGAACACGUCUGCCGUCUGCUGUACAAGCUCAAGCCUCAAAACCUGAUGCAGUUUGUCCGUGCAGCCCAGAGCAUCAGUGAGCAGACUGUUGGUGUGUCGGCUUUUGUCCGCAGGAAACAAACAUUCCAGUAUUAUAAAAAGGCACUGAGUUGUCUCCCCGAACCGGAUACAUCAUUGGACAUAGAGGCUGCAGUGAGAGUCAAGGUCAACCUCAUUCUGGCAAGUUGUGAGGGGCAUGACACAGAGAGAGCCAUCAAGCUCCUCCUGGAGCACCAGCAGUGGAAGACAGCCAUCACCCUGAUCAAGGAGCAGCCAGACAACUCCCAGUCCAGGGCGUGUCUCCUGUUCAUCACCAUGGCAGCACUAGCUCAGCAACAAGUCCUGUCAGAGUAUGCUAAAGAUAUAUUCUCCCUUGUGCCAUCCUGUCAAAGUUUUCUGACUUUCUCCGACAUCAUUGAGAAGCAGCCGGAAGUGAAACAAAGUCAGCUCACCAUGUCUGCCUCUGCAGUGUUCUGCCAAGGACCACCAGACAUUCCAGUUGGAUCUAUCAGACCAAUCCUACAGCAGGUGCUGUCAGCAGACAACAAAUGUUGACAGACAACUUGUUUCCUUGAAAUAAAGAAUUAUGUGACUAUCUUACAGAAAUCACAGAUUUAAUACAUAACUUGAGAGCAAAUUACCAAUAUUUUUGGCCAUGUUCGUGAUAUCAUUCGAUUGAAAAGUGUGAUUUAAACGAUCACUUCAUUCUGUGUCAUAACUUGUAAGUUUAUUUAUAAUCACAAGUCCAAACAAAUAAGAUACACUGAGAUUUGAAAAUGUCUGAUAGUCCUGUGCCAAUGGUAUUUGCAUUGAAUUAUAAGCCUUCAAAGAAAGUAUUCAUAUGGUUUCCAUAUAAUUGUGAAGUCUGUUGUCAUAGAAUGAACAAAUGUGUAUUUUUUUCAGGGGAAUUGUUCGACAGUGUUAAGCUGUCUUUGGGCAGAAUGCAAUAUUUUUAAAAGAUGUUCUUUUGAAAUUAAAGUACCUUCUAAUACCA